This is a messenger RNA of Phycomyces blakesleeanus NRRL 1555(-), 1596 nucleotides long. RefSeq lists its product as hypothetical. Bases 1 to 1596 code for a protein of 531 amino acids. The transcript is spliced from 4 exons. NCBI's taxonomy places the organism in Eukaryota, Fungi, Mucoromycota, Mucoromycetes, Mucorales, Phycomycetaceae. The record is from RefSeq and is a predicted model, not a curated record. Gene Ontology annotation, biological process: resolution of meiotic recombination intermediates; mitotic intra-S DNA damage checkpoint signaling; DNA catabolic process. Gene Ontology annotation, cellular component: Holliday junction resolvase complex; nucleus. Gene Ontology annotation, molecular function: 3'-flap endonuclease activity; crossover junction DNA endonuclease activity; DNA binding.
AUGCCACCUGAAUGUGGAAACCCAUUGCUUAGAGACUGGAUCGGUGAAUGGAUGGAAAAGGCUCGGGGUCUUCAGAGCAAAGCUUAUUUCACUUAUAAAAAAGCACAUGAUUCACUAUCCAAAUGUCCAAUAACAUUCCAGCAUCCCUCUGAGGCACUUCAGCUUGUUGGGAUCGGCGUUGGAAUGGUUGAUAAAUUAGAGAAAAAAAUGAUAGAGCAUUGCAAAGCGAAUGGACUACCAAUACCUGUACGAACAAAAGGAAAAAGAAGAAAUCCUGGUACUCAAGAGGGAUCAGGAACUCAACAAGAAGAGUCCAGUCAAGCUGCAGCUAGAAAACGACCAACGAGAACAUAUGUUCCAACGUACCGGUCAGGCGCUUAUGCAAUCUUACUCAGUCUCAUGGAUCAACGUGAUAAUGGGCAGCAGCAAGCUACAAAAGAACAAAUCAUUCGUUGUGGCGAGGAUUAUGCCAAUGCAUCAUUCGACCUUGCUGAGCCCGGAAAGAGCUAUACGGCAUGGAAUAGUAUAAAGACCUUGAUGAAUAAAAGCUACGUGUGGAAGCAGGGCAGUCCGGCAAGAUAUAUGUUGACUGAUCAGGGUGUUGCCAUGGCUACACAACUUAGAAAUGCAGGAAUUCCUGAAGCCAAUUUUCUAAACGAAUGCCGACAUGAUCCUUCUGCAAAGUUCUCUCCAGGUAGUUACGAUAUCGUAUUGAUUCUUGACAACCGAGAGGUCAAGAUGCGCAAUAACCGUGACUAUAUCCAAGAAAAGCUUGCACAAAAGGGUGUACGGGUAAUCACUCGGGCACUAGAUCUGGGUGAUGUCGUCUGGAUAGCCCAGAAGCGAGGGUCAGACAGUCCUGGAGAUUGGCUUUUUUUGGAUAUCAUCAUAGAGCGUAAGAGACUUGAUGAUCUGAUCAGUAGUAUUAAGGACGGACGCUUCCACGAGCAAAAGAAGCGUCUCAAGGAAUCCGGUGCCCGCAAAGUGAUGUAUGUGGUCGAAGAAUACAACAAGGAAGAGGCUGUCCGGUUCGGACUCCAGGCGAUACAGACAGCAAUGGCGGCUACACAGGUCAUUGACGGAUUUUAUCUCAAGCGCACCCAGUCAAUUGACGAUACGAUUGAUUACUUGGUCUGCAUGACCCGUGUGGUUGAGAAAAUGUACGCCAACACUACAUUUUAUCGCAUUCCAGAGCAUGUCGUGUCUCGUGAGAAUUACCUUAAAUUAAGGGCAGAUUAUGCAGCAGAAGCAGCAUCAUCAGCAUCAUCAGCAGCAGGCCAACAAAUAUCUCUGGAGUACUAUACCAUUUCAUAUCCAUUGUACAACCGUCUUAAUAGUAAAUACGGAGCAUCGACUCUCAAGGAGCUCUAUGGACGGAUGUUGAGGACAAUGCGCGGCGUGAGUGGCGAUAAGGCAACAGCCCUUUCUCAGGUCUACCAAACCCCUCAUGCUCUAUUUGAAGCGUUUGAAGCCAAGAAAGGCGAUACAAAAGCUGCCAAGAUGUUGGCAAGGGAUGCAACAUCAAAUGCCUUUAUGCGUCGAAAAUGGGGUGCAUCCCUUAGCAAGAAAUUGUGGGAGACAUGGGGUGUCAAGUGA